AUGAAGUUCUUUGCAGGCCUUUUGUCUCUAGCCGUGGCUGCUACAGCCCAGCAGCCAUUGUAUGCACAGUGUGGAGGUCUCACCUGGACUGGCGCAACAACCUGCGUUUCUGGAGCCGUGUGCCAAGUACAAAACGAUUACUACUCACAAUGCGUUCCUGGCACCGCUGCCACGUCGGCCACCUCUACUACAGCUGCAACGAGCACGACAGUGCGUACUUCUACAACGACCAGGGCCACCACCACAAGCACGAGCGCCGCCACCACUACUACGGCGGCGACCAGCACCAGAACAUCGACGGGGGCAGCCACGGCCACGGGGUUCCCGACGACAGAUGGCACGCUGUUCAACCUCGACGGCGUCACCAAGUACUAUCCCGGCACUAAUAGCUACUGGAUCUCCUUCCUCACGAGCAAUGACGACGUGGACUCCACUCUGGACGACCUGGUCGACAGCGGACUCAAGAUUCUGCGUAUCUGGGGCUUCAACGAUGUCAACACGAUUCCGGCUUCAGGCACAGUCUACUUCCAGUACCUGUCAUCCAGCGGAUCUACCAUCAACACCGGAGCCGAUGGUCUGGAGCGCCUCGACUACAUUGUCUCGGCAGCCGAGGCUCGAGGCAUCAAGUUGGUGAUCCCCUUUGUGAACCAGUGGGACGACUAUGGUGGUAUUCAGGCCUACAUCAACGCGUUCGGCGGUAGCAAGACAUCCUGGUACACCGAUGCGGCCUCUCAGGCCCAAUAUCAGGCCUACAUCAAGGCCGUCGUCUCGCGCUUCGUGGACUCGCCCGCCAUCCUGGCCUGGGAACUCGGCAACGAGCCUCGCUGCAAUGGCUGUGACACGAGCGUCAUCUACAACUGGGCAAAGACAACCUCCGAGUACAUCAAGAGCCUCGACUCCAACCACUUGGUCACGACUGGUAUUGAAGGCUUCGGUCUCCCAGGCGAUGGAUCAUACCCUUACACGUACGGUGAAGGCACCGACUUUGUUGCCCUCUUGAACAUCACGUCUUUGGAUUUUGCUACGUUCCACCUGUACCCCAACUCUUGGGGCGAGGACUACGACUGGGGCAACGACUGGAUCUCGACUCACGGCGCUGCCUGCGUAGCCGCCGGAAAGCCAUGUUUAUUCGAAGAGUACGGUGCGCCGACCAACCACUGCUCCAUCGAAGCACCAUGGCAGGCAACCGCGCUGUCAACCGAUGGUAUCGCUGCGGAUCUCUUCUGGCAGUUGGGUGUCACACUCAGCUGGGGACAAACUUCCGACGACGGCAACACCAUCUUCACAAACACCUCGGACUGGACAUGUCUCGUCACUGACCAUGUUGCUGAUAUCGAUGCCUUGUAA
Messenger RNA from Pestalotiopsis fici W106-1, 1347 nucleotides. RefSeq names its product mannan endo-1,4-beta-mannosidase F. The transcript is spliced from 3 exons. Gene Ontology annotation, cellular component: extracellular region. Gene Ontology annotation, biological process: carbohydrate metabolic process. Bases 1 to 1347 code for a protein of 448 amino acids. Gene Ontology annotation, molecular function: hydrolase activity, hydrolyzing O-glycosyl compounds; cellulose binding. The record is from RefSeq and is a predicted model, not a curated record. Lineage: Eukaryota; Fungi; Ascomycota; Sordariomycetes; Amphisphaeriales; Sporocadaceae.